CAGACCUUUUGUUUGACCACGUUAUCUGCUUGUUACUCCACCUCCCACACCCUAACAACAGAGGGCAGGUAGACAAGGGCAGCACAGUUCCCUUGCAGGGUCAGUAGCUAUAUGAGCCAGACGGAGGAAGGAGUUUUUUUACUAAGACCAAGAACUCUUUUUCAUUUUCCCCCUGUUGAUGUUUGCUGUCAUACCUGUGACAACAUGUGCACUGGAAGGUGUUCACGUUGCAUUGCUGUGACUUUGUACCCGUUGGCACUCAUAUCCAUCAUUUGUAAUAUCGUGUUGUUCUUUCCUGAUGCCAACACCAAGUACGCCAAAGACGGACAUAUUACUGAGGAGGUGAAGUACAUGGGAGGUCUCGUCGGCGGCGGAAUCAUGGUGUUGCUGCCUGCACUUUACAUCCACCUGACAGGAAAACAAGGAUGCUGUGGGAAUCGCUGUGGGAUGUUCUUAUCGAUUGCAUUCGCAGCAGUGGGCGUGGCCGGGGCCUUGUACAAUUUGAGCGUGGCCGCGCUCGGUUUGAAGAAUGGUCCCCUUUGUAAAGUCCUCCUGAUAUGGAGCACACCUUUCAAAGACAGUGAUUACCUGACUGACGACACUUGGUGGGUGAAGUGCACCGAGCCCAGGAACAUUGUGCAGUUCAACACUGGACUCUUCGGCACCCUGCUGGCGUGUGGCUGUCUGCAGCUGGUCCUGUGUGCCAUCCAGAUGAUCAACGGCCUCUUUGGUUGCCUGUGUGGAACCUGCAGCAAAAAAACAAUCAUCUAGAAGACUGCGCUGACAGGUUGGAAUCUUGUUAGCUGGGGGAUUACUAUUCCAGAUGUCAGUGUCUUUUUGUUUGCAUCUUCCAUACGCCCUCUGCUGGUCCACAUGACUACUUCACUAAUUUCACCAAUGUCCUACUAACAUAGGUAUAAUUCACAUUAUUCCAUCAAUUGUUCAUUGUUUUGCAUUAGAAUGCACGCGACAGCAGUUGCAUUAAAACAAACACAAAGUAAUGCUUCUACAGAGAAAAGUUUAUUAAUUUUCUAACUACAAUAUCAAGUUUGUUAUAUAUAAUGUACACAAAUACUUCCAGCUGUUGGCAUUUUUGUUAAUAAAACAUCUGUUAAAAAUGAA
This is a messenger RNA of Nerophis ophidion (straightnose pipefish), 1122 nucleotides long. It is a transcript of the gene tm4sf21a, whose product is annotated as transmembrane 4 L six family member 21a. Lineage: Eukaryota; Metazoa; Chordata; Actinopteri; Syngnathiformes; Syngnathidae. Gene Ontology annotation, cellular component: membrane. The coding region runs from base 112 to 771 and encodes 219 amino acids. The transcript has 4 exons. The record is from RefSeq and is a predicted model, not a curated record.